Molecule: messenger RNA, 147 nt
Organism: Colletotrichum orchidophilum
Lineage: Eukaryota; Fungi; Ascomycota; Sordariomycetes; Glomerellales; Glomerellaceae
Exons: 1
Coding region: 1-147 (48 amino acids)
Source: RefSeq, a predicted model, not a curated record
AUGACAGGCCAUGACAUCCCCGGGCGGCCUUGUCAUACGUACCCUACCCUUGUCAUUCGGGACAGCUGGACAAUCGAGAAGAAAAAGAUACCCCGCGGAAACAUUUCAAGAGAAGACGCGAGUUGGGGGAAAGGCGAGAAAGAUUGA